Messenger RNA from Labrus mixtus (cuckoo wrasse), 930 nucleotides. Its product is annotated as pro-opiomelanocortin-like. Gene Ontology annotation, biological process: neuropeptide signaling pathway. Gene Ontology annotation, molecular function: neuropeptide hormone activity. The coding region runs from base 201 to 908 and encodes 235 amino acids. The record is from RefSeq and is a predicted model, not a curated record. Gene Ontology annotation, cellular component: extracellular region. The transcript is spliced from 3 exons. NCBI's taxonomy places the organism in Eukaryota, Metazoa, Chordata, Actinopteri, Labriformes, Labridae.
ACAUGUCUAUAAAAAGAGCCUCUCCUUCACUGAGGAAGCAACAGAGAGACCUUUUUUUUUUCCUGCUGAGCAUUUUCACAGAGGAGCAGAGAGAAGGCAGAAGAGGAGGAAGAAAGGGAUCACAGUGAAGAAGAUCUGUGAAGAAACGGAGGGAGAAAAAACGAGAGGAGGAAAGAACAAGCCAUUGAGAAAGGUUGAAGAUGGUGUGUGUGUGUUGGUUCUUCGUGGUGCUGAUGGCAUGCGUGUGCGUCCCCGGUUUUGGGUCGUUAUGCUUGGAUGGCUCUAUCUGCAACAACCUCAGCAACAAGGGGAACAUAAUGGACUGUAUUCACCUCUGCAUGUCUGUGGUCCAGACUGAAUUCCCAGAGCUUGACGCAUCGGGCAUGCCGAGCAAUAAUGAUAAAGACCUUUUACUCAGUAUCAUUCUGUCCAAAAUAGUCUCUGAAGACAAGCUCUCACAGUCAGUACUAAAAUCUCACAGCAACCAGCGACGCUCCUAUUCUAUGGAGCAUUUCCGCUGGGGCAAACCCACUGGCCGUAAACGUCGGCCUGUGAAGGUUUUUGCCUCUUCUUUGGAAGGAGGAAGCUCUUUUGAGGACACGUUUCCCUUUCAGGCCCGCAGGCAGCUGAGCAUAAAUGAGGAGGAAGCAAAUGGUGGCCCUAAUGGAGAAAGUCAACAAAACCAGGUAUUGCUGAGUGCGAGGGUAGCCCCCAAACCACAGACUCAGUUGAGCGCCCAGCACAGAAAAGAUGGGACCUAUCGGAUGAGUCACUUCAGAUGGGGCAGCCCACCUCUCUCUAAACGUAACAGCAGCUUGAUGAAGACAUGGGAGAAGAAACCUCAGGGGCAGCUUGCUGGGCUCUUCAGGAACAUUUUUGACAAGAAUGCACAGAGAAUAAUGCACUGAAUUAAAGAGGAAGAGGAGGAGG